AUGGAAACUGGAGAGCUUCACACUACACCGUGGCAGGAGAAUAAUGCAUCACCUGCACUAUUGCAUAGCACCGCAUGUUGCAAAGCUCCGAAUAAUGAUGAUGAGUCCUGUACCCGUGAAGAUGCACACAAGUCUAUAGCCACAGAUGCUUUUGAGCAGAUAUUGUCUGAUCAGCAGGAGGAUCAUCCGCAUAAUAGAGAUAAUAAUCCUAUUGUGCAUGGGCUUGUAGCCCCAUUCGUUCCUGUUGAAGCUCCCAUCCACCUCACAACGUCUAAACCAAGACUAAACAAGCCGUCACAAGGCCUCCAACCAACUAGAAAGGGCAGGGAAGAUAGCGUCACUUCUCCUUUCUCGCUAUCUAAGUCCAUUGCAUGCAUCCCAUCUUCGACCACCACUCAGCGGAAAGAGGGGUUGCUAAGUAGAUCUACUGGAUGCACUAUGUCGUAUUGUGAGCAUCUUCGGGAGCGGCUGAAGCAGAAUAGACGUCCACGCAAUCCACAUCUAUUGGAGGGAGAGGGCAUUCACGAUAGAAUAGAUGCCGUGCUCAAUCCCGAUUGGCACAUGAGGACCAAGCGCUACCCCACGCAACAAGAACGACUCCAAUAUGACUAUGAUCAUCUACGCAUCAUCUCCGAGCUGGAUCUGAUUUCUGCUGAACACUGUUACUUGACAGAUAAGGGUGUGGCGUUAGUAGAUAUUCAAAGUAUAGCGCGGCGCAUGGAGUAUGGAUCAAUUGACCCAGUCAGCUGCAUAACGGGACUCUAG
Giardia duodenalis is the source of this 765-nucleotide messenger RNA. RefSeq lists its product as uncharacterized. The transcript has a single exon. The record is from RefSeq and is a predicted model, not a curated record. NCBI's taxonomy places the organism in Eukaryota, Fornicata, Diplomonadida, Hexamitidae. Bases 1 to 765 code for a protein of 254 amino acids.